Lates calcarifer (barramundi perch) is the source of this 1317-nucleotide messenger RNA. Its product is annotated as protein SSUH2 homolog. The transcript has 10 exons. The record is from RefSeq and is a predicted model, not a curated record. NCBI's taxonomy places the organism in Eukaryota, Metazoa, Chordata, Actinopteri, Centropomidae. The coding region runs from base 109 to 1056 and encodes 315 amino acids.
UUCUAUUUCUUCAAAACAUCUAUACAGAAAGUGUCAUUAUCUGGUACACAGCUUGGACAUCAUCAAGUGCGCUUUCAUUUAACAUUAUUUUUCAUUAUUUGAGUGAAGAUGGAUCCUCCAUCACCAGAUAGCAUCCAACCUCUCAGCAAGAGAGACGCUCAACAAGCCUUCAUCAAGUAUGCAUCAGAGAAAUGUUGCUACAGCACAAAGCCUGCAGAGGAGGGAGUGAUCACCCUCAUGGAGACCUUUGAUACAUACAGAUAUUGCCUGGAGACAUUCACUGAGACACGAACUAUGGAGAGGAGUCAAAAGCCAUAUUUUGGUGAGAAAAUAGACACAGAGCAAAGAACUCCACCUGGGAAAUGGGAGAUUCCAGUUAAUGCACCUGACUUUUUUCAUGAAGGAAGACAUGAGGUUGAGGUGCCUCACACAUCAUCUGUUAAGGCCUGCAUUCCUUGUUGUGCCACAGGGAGAAUCUCCUGCAUGUCCUGCGGUGGGGCUGGAGGAACAGUAUGCUGUGGGUGUGGUGGCAGCGGUCUUACCUUUAACAGUUUAGACUGGAAUUUGUGCGUUUUCUGUAACGGAUGCAGGAUGACAAUUUGCGGGGUAUGCAACGGCGCAGCUGAGGUCAGAUGCUUUGUCUGCUUGGGCAGAGGAAGGAUCAGAGUCUUUACCGUCCUCAUUGUGAGCUGGCAUAACAACAGAGACCAGCACACUGUUGAACAAUUCAGUGGUUUAAAGAUGUCCAAACUGGAUAAAGUGCCUGGAAGGAUGAUGUUUACAGACACAGGCGACAUGGUUCAUCCAGUCAGAAACUUCUCAGACCCUGCAGUUGUGCAGACUUCAGAAAGCUUCCUGAGAAAGCACCAGAAGAAUCUGCAAAGUUCAAAGACAUGCAUUUUAAAGCAGCGACAAACCAUCGAGCUGCUUCCUAUUAGCAAGGUGACCUAUGAAUGGAGGGAAGAGUCACAUGUGUUCGUUGUGUAUGGGAGAAACUUCAAAGUCAGUGCUGAGGACUAUCCUGCUGCCUGCUGCAGCUGCUGCUCACUGAUGUGACUCAGCCUCAUCCUGCGCAGGAUUUAUGCUAACUGUGUGUUACCCUUGAUUUAGUUGUGCAAACCUUUUUUUAUUUAAAUCCAUGAAUCUAUAAUAAUUUGUAAUUUUAUAAUAAAACUAUAAUCUAAAUUUCAUUUUAUUUCCCAAGAUACAAAUACAUUGUUCAACUACAGGUGAUAAUAAGUGAGAUAAAUGACAUUAUUGCACUUUAAUCACUGAAUUAUGCUCUGAUAUCAGAAACUGAAUUUCAUAGUCAAUGGU